AUGAUCAUUAAAAAUAAUAUAAAAUAUGCAUGUGAGCCUUGCAUCAAAGGCCACAAGGUGGCUGGCUGUGAUCAUUCUGAUCGACCUUUAAUUCAGGUUAAAAGAAAAGGUAGACCAUCGACAGCAUGCUUCCAUUGCAAAGAACUUCGUAUGGUUCGGAAUGUAAAUCCGUCAGGAUCAUGUAAAUGUCACAGCAAGAAGGCUACUUCAUCGUGUGGUUGUACUGAAGGUAAUCCAUGCAAAUGCCACACCAGACGAAAGAGAGGUCAAAAUAAAGUAUCAGAAGCUCUAGAUAAUAUACCAAACUUUUCGAUCAAUACACCGACUAGUCUGAAGGAUGAGGAUAUCAAUGCGCUAUUGGAUCCGCUACCAAAUGUUUUCAGUUCCGUUGUAAGUUCAAAUAAUGAAUGCCAAAAUAUAACGCCGCCAACGAUGACAUCAGAUUUCUCUACCAAAGAUGAUAAAAUUGAUAGUUUUUCCAAAAUUCAUAUCCCCAUAGAAGAUUUGAAUCGCAAUAAUAAUUCGUCAUUGUAUGAUCUAAACGGAGACCUCCAUGAUGAUGAAAGUUGGUCUCUUUCUAAUCCAACUUUGGGGGAUCUUUCUAACUAUAACAUACUUGACCAGAAUUUCGGGUUAGAUUACAGUUUCAGGCUCGAUGAAGUGGGAAUUGAUGAACAAGCUAAAAUACAAAGGAAUGAUAAUAAGUAA
Maudiozyma saulgeensis is the source of this 708-nucleotide messenger RNA. The record is from the annotation of a GenBank genome assembly. Lineage: Eukaryota; Fungi; Ascomycota; Saccharomycetes; Saccharomycetales; Saccharomycetaceae.